CUCUCCAGCCUUCCCCACCGGCCAUCGACCCCCGAAUUUCCCAAACCCUAGUUUGCUCCGACGCUGCCUUCCGCCGGUCCGCCCAUCUGCCGCGGACCACCGUGAAUCCCGCGACGCCGGCCGCCGGCUGCUUUCACCUCCCGGCUCCCGCCAUACCGCAGGCACGCUUUUGAUUCCGAAGUUCCCAGCUCUCGCGUGAGGUGCCGGACCAAAGCAAUCAGCCACCAUGCAGGCUAGCGAUAGGUUCAACAUAAACUCUCAGCUUGAGCAUCUUCAAGCCAAAUAUGUCGGUACAGGACACGCCGACUUGACCAGAUUCGAAUGGGCUGUGAACAUCCAGAGGGACAGCUAUGCCUCUUAUAUUGGGCACUAUCCAAUGUUGGCGUACUUUGCCAUUGCUGAGAACGAAUCUAUUGGAAGAGAACGUUACAAUUUCAUGCAGAAAAUGCUGCUUCCAUGUGGCCUCCCUCCUGAGAGAGACGAAGACUGAGGAGCUGGUGCAUAAUUUCAAUCUUAGCAAGAGAGCAACAUAUGUUUAGCCACCGUGAUACCAUGUGCAACUCAAGUUUAAAGCAUAUUGUGUAUGCUAUUGACUUGUCUUCUACUCCCUCCGUUUCAAAUUGUAGGUCGUUUUGGCUUUUCUAGAUUCACAGAUAUUAUUAUGCAUCUAGGCAUAUACUAUAUCUAGGUGCAUAGCUUUGCCAAAGCUAUGCACCUAAAAAAGUCAAAACGAGCUACAAUUUGGGACGGAGGGAGUAUCAAUCUAUUACGAUGCAUGAAUGUUUGGAACAUGUAUGCACUGUUAAGAAAAUGUAGCUGUUGUCUGUUGUAUCUCUGGCGUGUUCUAUCCGUUGUGGAAGAAAAUGUACUGGCGAGA
Setaria italica (foxtail millet) is the source of this 877-nucleotide messenger RNA. RefSeq lists its product as uncharacterized. The transcript is spliced from 5 exons. Gene Ontology annotation, cellular component: precatalytic spliceosome; U2 snRNP. Gene Ontology annotation, biological process: mRNA splicing, via spliceosome. Lineage: Eukaryota; Viridiplantae; Streptophyta; Magnoliopsida; Poales; Poaceae. The coding region runs from base 227 to 490 and encodes 87 amino acids. The record is from RefSeq and is a predicted model, not a curated record.